AUGAGUUUUCCUAGUGGGACUUAUAUUUGAAAUCUUGGAUCUACAAGUACAGUUGAUUCGUUUAAAGGGUUUAUUUAUUGGCUUCAAACAAGGGUUGAUAAUGAAGUAAAUAGCCCAACGUCGACUCCAACAGUUGAUUGUGCUGAUAAGCAGUACUGAGACGGAACUAAUUGCAAUGACUGUAAUAAUUCAUGCCCAAAUUGGCCUUGAUGCAUUAGAAGCGACUGUUCAAUUUGCUUUUCGACAGAUUGUAGCUCUUGCACUGGGUAUUCUUUUGCAUCUUGCUCUGCAUGCACUACAGGAAUCCCUCCAUUAUGCUGUGACCAUCUAGCAAUAGAAUGCACCCAAACUUGGACAAGCACAUUAUGCAAUUUUGGAUUACCUAAUGCAGGAGUUUGCUUAUAUGGGACUCCGUAUGGAGCAUGGGAAUGUGGAGGGCACUAUUGUUUUCCAGUUUUAACAGCUGAUUUUAAUACUCCAUUUGCUGGGGUAUAUGCUUCAGAAUUGAUUACUGGUAGUAGCUCUACAAGCUAUAAUUAUUGGAAUAGCGCAGAAACGACUGAUCCAUUACCAGCUAAAAAUAGAGGCCUUUAUUUUGAUUCGAAUAAGUUUUUGAGUGGGUCUAUAAAUUUAUCUAAUACUUGAAGCAUAGGAAUUUGGGCUUAUGCUAUUUCUGGGGUUCUAAUUAGUGAUAGCACAAAUACACUUAUUUUUAGUGCUGCAGGAACUAUUUAUUUUGACUUAUUUUCUCAAUUAAUAACGAACACUUUUAUCAUUACUAACUGUGAAAACAUUUUUAUAAUAAGUCUUAAUUAAAAUUGAAGAAAAAAUUUAUUAUUCUUAUAAUUUUUAUUUCAAAAAAUAAUGUUAAAGUGUUCAAAUUAAGAUAAAUUGAUUUUUAAAGUAUUUAUAUAUAAGUUUAAUUUUCAGAAAUUUUUAUUUUACUUUGUUAUUUUCCAAAUAACGAAAAAAUACUUACUCCCCUCAAUAGCAAACAAAAACAUUGGAAAAUCCUUUUUUUCUAGUAAAACCCUGUGAGCGGACAAAAACACUUUUAUACAUAAGUGAUAAUUAUUAUAAUGAAGUCUCUUGCUAAUUCUGUUUGAUUUUAAAAUUAAAUUAAUAUUUUGCUUUCUAAUUUUUACGAAUAAAUUUCAACAAAAAAAAUUUAGCCCUUCUCUUUAGCGAACAAAAUUUUUUUGUUCGUUCACAAAGGGGGAAGUUAAUUAUAUUUAUUGCAAAGUUAGAAACUUGAGACGGUACAACAGCAAGCUACACUGUAUCGAAUCCUAUAACUUUAAAAACAUGAAGCUAUAUUUCUUGUUCAGUUGGAUUUAUUAAUAAAUCUACGACAAUAACUCCAUAUCUAAAUAUGAUAGCUGGGACAGCAGUUACAGUUGCAAAUUACGUAUUUAGGCUUCCAGCUGGUGGGCAGCUGUAUAUAGGCAAAGGCUCUCCAAAAUUCAAUGGCUUUAUAAGCUAUUUUCAGCUAUGAGGAGAAACCAUUACAGACUUUUCUACACCCUAUAAUCUUUAUGGCUUUACAGGUGGAGUGGUAUCAACCUUAUGGCCAUGUGAGUAUUCUUAUUAUUAUGAUGGAAGCAAUUGCCAACCAUGCUUAGCCUCAGGCUCUUGUACAAUGGGAUGCACUAGAGGGACAUCUUGCUACAUUUGUGAUGAUUUUUUAUGCGCCCAGUGCUCAUCUUUUUUAUCAAACAGCUGUACGCUGUGCAUUUCUAAUGCUUCUGGAUCUCCUUGCCAAUGCAAUUCUGGGUUUUAUCAGCCUGCAAGCCAAGCUCUUUGCUCUCCUUGCAAUACUAAAUGUGCUUCUUGUGUAGGUCCUUUAGAUACUUUAUGCACUUCAUGCAAUUCUGGCUAUUUUUUACUAAUUAAUAAGGUAUGUCUAAUAAACUGCCCAACAGGAUUUAUAGAGGAUUCCUCAACAAAAACUUGCACUUUUUCAUCAAGAAUUGGGCUAAGCUUAUCCCUUUACGACCAAAUAAAGCUUGAUUCAGUCUCAGGGGUGCAAGUUGGGCCUACCAGUAAUGUUUAUCCAACCUAUGAGGCAGGCGAUCCAUACCCUCAGUAUCUACAAGGGUAUUAUUUUAAAUCAUCAAGCUACAUGCAAACGAAUACUGUGAUAGGUCCAUAUUUUGCUAUAUCUAUAUGAGUAUUUCCAAUAUCUUCAGGUCCAAUUGUAACGAAAAUAGUUUCAGGGUUACAAAUCUUUUGUCUAGAACUCAAUGGCGGAUUUCCCAAACUUUCGCUUACUCUCAGUGAUUCUUCGUCACUUUCUGUUUUAUCAUCUCAAGAUAUCUUGACAAGUAGCUGGAGCUUUGUUUCAUUUACAGGAAAUAUUAACUCAAGCAGCAACACAGUGACCAUAAGCUCAUAUUUUAACUCAAUAUCUACAGGGUCAAGUACAUCUUCAACACAAACUUAUUUUCAGGACCAAAACACUGGUACUCUUUACAUCGGAAAUGCAGGCACAAGCAGUUUUGAAGGUUUUUUAUACAAUUUAAAAAUUUUUAAUUCAGCAAGUUAUUAUAUCAACGACUAUAAAACGUCAAGCUGCACUUCUCCAUGCACUCAGUGUCCUAGUGACUAUAACUGUCCUAAAACUUGCCCAUUUUUGGAGUUUUAUAAUGGAUCAGCUUGUGAAAGUUGUGCAGGAUCGUGCACGAAUGGGUGUAGAUAUAGCAGUUCUAGCGGUACAUGCACCCUUUGUAAGACUCUACAAUGUAAAACAUGUGAUUCAUUUUCUGGGUCUUGCUCAAGCUGUAUCACAAAUGCAGAAAAUGAUGGAUCAGGAGGAUGUAAAUGUAAGGCAAACACGUUUUGGAAGCCAGGUAAUUGUGAAGUUUGUGAUAUGCUUUGUUCUGUCUGCAAACAAACCAGCUAUUUUGAAUGUAGCAGCUGUACAACGGGAAGCCAGAUGGUAAAUGAUAUAUGCUUAAAUGACUGCCCUUAUGGAUAUGGAGCUUCAUGCACAGAAGUUUCAACUAAAGUUAUUGAUUUAUUCUUUGAUAUAAUUAAUUGAAUUGUAUAGGUUUUUCAUUGUGUUGUCUUAUACGAUAUUUUUCCUGAAAUAAUUAAAUCAUUGGGAAUAGUGAUUUUCAAGGUUCUUAUGGCUUUUUUACUUCUGGAACUUCUUCAAGCACUUAUCAGCAUUUUGUAUCCCCUGAGGCAGUUGAUCCUAUACCUGCAUAUAAAAGAGGUCUUUAUUUUGAUGGGAACAUGUAUUUAGAGUCUUCAUUGCCUGUUUCACUUUCUCACAGCUUUUCUACGGGUACAUGAGUCUGAGAUAUAACUGAUGACACUGUUAUAAGGAAAAAUAAGCUACAAAUAGUAUCAGAUGGAUCUAUGAGAGUAAAACUGGAAAAUAAUAUGCAAGUAGAGUCAUGAAUUUCAUUAGCACAAAGUAUUUUGCUCGCAGCUUGAAAUUACGUAUCAGUCGUAGUAGCUUACGCAUCAAGUACGACUAUUUUUGAAAUUUAUGUCAAUGGAAAUUUAGUGAACUCAUUAAGCAACCCUAAUUUGAUUUUUCGAGACCAAUCAUCUACUAAUUUGAAAUUGGGAAAAAGCAACAGCUCUGGAUUUGUUGGGUUUUUAUAUUCUUUUCAGCUGUGGAAUGUAAGAAUUAGUGAUUUUUUAAGUAUCCUUAAUGGCUUCUCAUUUUGUGGGGCUGGAUUAAAAUCUUCUUGCUUAUCAACUUGUUUAUUCUCAGCAUAUCAAAAUGGUGCUUCUUGCCUAUCUUGCAGCUCAUGCACUAAAGGAUGUGUUAGAGGAAAUUCCUGCAAUAUUUGUUAUGAUAUAUUAUGCUUAGUUUGUAUAGGGUUUGGAGCAGGAAAAUGCACUCAAUGCAUUUCUAGCGCUCAUUUGGUUUCUGGUUCAUGCUUUUGCAAUCCUGGCUAUGGGGCUUCUAUAGAUGGACUCUCAUGUGCGUUAUGUCCAAGCGAGUGCUCUCUAUGUACUAUUUCGAUUUAUAAUAAAUGCACUGCAUGCAUAUCAGGGUUUUUCUUGUUUGCCUCAACUGGACAAUGCUUAAGUGAGUGUCCAUCGGGGUAUAUUAAAAAUUCAAUCACAAAUGCAUGUGAUUAUGUAUCAAAUAUAGGAAUAAGCCUGGAUUUAACAGACCAGAUUCGUCUUGAUACGGUUUCUGGGUUCAAUGUAGGUAUUAAUAAUGCUUAUACUUAUCCAAAUUUUGAUGCUAAUGAUCCAAUUCCAGCUUAUAAAAGAGGCUACUAUUUUAAAUUCAGCAAAUAUUUAUCAUCGACUGUAAUGAUAGCGCCAUCAUUUGCAGUUUCUAUAUGAACUAAACCACUUUCAGGUGGAAUAUUGGUAACAAAGUACAUCUCGAGCGAUAUUUUUAAGAUAACUGUAGACUCAUCUGGGUUUCCAGUCCUCUCAAUAAAAUUUUCCGAUUCAACUUCUAAAACUUUAACAGCUUCUACAAGUAUUUUAAGCAGUUGGAAUUUCUUAAGCUUUACAGGCCAAGUCCAGUCUAAUGGAAAAACCAUUAUUAAUUUCUACAUCAAUGCAGUAUCUACUAGCUCUAUUACAACUACUUCUUUGACCUAUUUUAAAGAUACCAUUUUAGGCUACCUUUAUAUAGGAAAUGAUGAAACUUUUGGAACUUCAGGACUUCACGGUUUUUUAGCAAGAUUAAUAAUAUAUAACUCGUAUAGCUACCAAGCUGAUGAUUAUGCGACUUCUUCAUGUGUGACUGGUUGCUCUGCUUGUCCAUCAAAUCAUUUGUGCUUAAGUGAAUGCGAUUUCGAUAAAUACCCUGAUAGCUGUAUAGCUUGCUCUAGCUGCAUCCAAGGAUGUGUUAAUGACUUAUCAUGCAACCUUUGCAGAGAUAAAGAAUGCGAAUCAUGCACUACUUUUUCAGGAGAAUGCACAAGCUGUAUUACAAAUGCUUAUAAAUCAGCUGGUCAUUGUAUGUGUCUUGCAAAUGCAUUGUGAGUUCCCAACUUCCAAAGCUGUGAGCUUUGCCAUUCAAUUUGUGCAUCUUGCUCUACACUUAAAUUUAAUGGCUGCCUUACUUGUAUAUCAGGGUAUUAUCUGAUUCAAUCUUUGUGUAUGUCAUUUUGCCCUACUGGAUAUUUUAUAAAUGGUAGCAAUUGUAAUGCUUAUCCUGCUUAUACCAAUUUUUUUGUAUUCAAUUUGAUGCCGCAUCAAAUAAAAGAUGUCGUUACCGAUUUAAAGUCAAAUAUACCAGUACUUACAGGCAAAGAUAAUAGUUUUUAUCCUAAUUAUGAUGCAGCUGAUCCUAUAGCAACUAUUAAUAGAGGUUAUUAUUUUACUGGCUCAUCUUAUAUGCAGCUGCCUCCUUAUGCAGGUACUACGACAGCACUACUAACUUUUGCACCAAAAUUUACUAUAGCAGUUUGAAUAAAACCAAUAGUAGGCACUGGGGUUAUUUUUUCUACCUCCUUGGCUAUUGAGCAAAAUCAUUGGGGAGAUUAGCCGCUUUAUAAACAAAUAUAAUUUUUUUUAGUGAAUGCUUUUAAUAUAAUCAUGUUAAUGAAAUCACAGGCCAAAUCGUAUUAUAUUUAAAACAUAAAUUUUAAUAAUUAAUUGAGUUUUUUUGGAAUAUCUCCAAGUGGGAAUUAAGCAAGCUAACAACGGAUUAUUUAAAAAAUCGAUUAGUCUUGAACUAAUAAGCAAAUAUCCAUCUCUUACUUUGACUCUAAAAGACUCAUCCACAAUUACUUAUACAAGCUCUAAUCCCUCAUUAGAGGCUACCCUUUCUCAAUGAAAUUUUAUAUCAGCAAUUUCCAGUGGCUUCAUGCCAUUUGAUCGGGAAUUUUUGCGAGUGAGAUAUUUCCUGGGAAAAUUUGGUCAAAAUUUUUCCUAUGAGGCAUUUGUUUGGAAGAAACCGUCAUUUUUCGAUCAAAUAUCUCAUAGGAAAAAUUUAGAUCAAUGUCUCAGAGAAAUGUCUCAUAUUAAAAGUCUAUGAACCAUUUCCAGCAUAAGCUCUACUCCUCAACAAACUAUAACUUUAUCUCUAAAUGGAGCAAGUGAUGUGUCAAGCGAUUUAGCACCAAGUUGACUGAAUGAUUUAGUCUCCCCUUUAAAUUGGAAGAAAAUUUCAGUAGAUUUGCUUCUUUUCGGCACUUUACCCCCUUUGAAUUAUUUUCAAUAGGAAAAUUUUAACGAUGAAAGUACCAUUUUUAUAAAAUUAGUUUGAUCAAUUUAAUAGAUUAAGAUUAAGAUUAAGAUUACGCUGGGUAUUUAAGGUCCCUACUACGUCCGAGGUCGCAUGCCACGGUUUCCCGUGUGGUGGCAGAGCGUUCACCAAGCCCGGGCCGAAACCCCCGGUUUUCUCGGUAGAGGUAUUGUCAAGGGCCGUCUCAUACCGGCUUUGCUGACCACCUCCAUUUCCAACUUGGAUCGUCGCCUAAGUUUACGCCAACUCCGCUUCGUCGUCCGCCAGAUCUGCCCAUUGAAGGGCACCUUUUCAACUGGAGAGACCCCCGUCUCAAUGUCUAACUCGCCUCCCCUCUUUUCCGGUCAUCCCGAGAAAGAACUCAACAGCUUUCGCCAUUCGGGGCGAGCCACUAAAGCAGCUUAGGCAGGUAAUUCACCCUGCCUCAUUUCGGGCACUCACUGGGCUGAGCGCUGCUGGCAAAAAGAAGUCACGAAUAACUGCCCAUGGGUCUGGUCGCAAAAACAGCGGCUCUCGCGCUUAGGCCUCUCGCUUCGAGGUCCCAGACGUUGUUGGGCUAAUUCCUGGCUCCAAAAACCAUGCCCGGAUAUACAUGGGUAACCACCACUGAGAGGGUGGGUCGGUCGCCAUACGCCAUUUUAUGUAUAUUCAAUUUAAUAGAUAAAAUGCAUGUAGAAUGAUAUUCAAAAAGUUUCUAACACCGAAUCUAUUUAUUUUUUAAUUUAAUUUUUACCUAUUUUAAUAGAAAAGUAAAAAUAGAAUGCUAUUUAAACAAUUUUAUACUGAACCGAUUAAAUUUUUUUAUUAUUAUUUUUCAUAAAUUAUAUUAAAAUUUCUCAAUUUAUAAAUUUUUAAAAAUUUUAAAAAAAAAAUUUAUUGAGAGGAUUUUUUCCAGUUUAGAGCGGGAGGUAGAAAAAAUUCAUUUUUAAUAGCAAUUGGGGCAUGCCAUUCAAGCCCUACAUCUUUAGUGUCAUUUUUUACUGGAUUUUUAUGGGAUCUAAAAAUCUAUAACCAUUUAUAAUAAUAAGAAAUUUUACUACCGUUUCCUAUUCAUUAUGUUAAAUAGAGACAUUGCCCAUUAGCAAGUUUUAUACAUUUUAAAGAAUAUAUAAUACACCAAUAGCAUUAGGUAGUUUAGCUUCAAGUUCUUGUAAUUCAUGCUCUCUCUGCCCUAUUGAUAAUAGCAAUGCUUGUAUUGAUAAUUGUGGUUUGGACAAAUACUUUGAUGGCAGCAUCUGUGUAGCUUGUUUACCUGGAUGCUCUGCAAAUGGCUGCGUAAGAAGUGAUAAAAGCUGCAACUUAUGUAAAGACGUUAUCUGCAAAGUAUGUGACGACUAUACAAAUACGUGCAUUACUUGCAAAACAAACGCAAAUUUAGUAGGCACAAACUGCCAAUGCAAUUCUGGGUAUUAUUGGAACACUAUUAAUGAAGACUGCGAAUUAUGUGAUAUUUCUUGCAAAACCUGCACAUCUUCUAGCUCUUUGGACUGCUUAUCCUGUGCAGAUGGAUAUUAUAGUUCUUUAGGAGUUUGUAAAGCUGGGUGUCCUGUAGGAUAUUCUUCUUCUCCAAGUGGAUGUGUGCUGGCCAAAGAAAAUUUUUUUGACUUAGACCUUAAUACUCUGAAUGGAGUCAUUUAUGAUAGAGCAAGCUCAAUCCCAGUCAUAACUGGGUCAUCUGAACAAUUUUAUCCAGAUUAUGAAGCUGAUGAUCCUAUCCCUGCUUAUUUAAGAGGGUUUUAUUUUAAUGGGCAAUCUUCAGUUUUAAGGCUGCCUGAGUAUUCGACCUAUACAUCUCCAAAUCUUCUAAUUGGGACUGCCUUCACAAUUUCUAUAUGAAUUAAUACAGAAAUUUCUUCCUCUGCUCUGUUAUCGAAACAUGAUAUUACUAACAAUUUUUCAGUGCUUUACUCAAUCCUGUUAAUAGGCAGUAAGCCAGCAAUUUCAUUGAUUAUAAGUUCAUCUCCUUUCAUAUACCAGUCUCAAGCCUUGCUUAGAUUAGAUUAGAUAAUGAUGGGUAGUCACCACUUCUCACUGAUAGCAUUCUGUGCGGCGCUAGUCGCCUAGCAUACUGCCAAAUUGAGUGGCUUUCACCCUGGUAACUUCAAGCCCAGGCCGAAACUCUUACUCUAGGUAGUGAAUUGCCCUAUUGUAUCAAAGACCUUCACUGGGCACCACCAUCUUGAAUUUGGUCCCUUCUACCACCCAUUUACUCCUCUCUGCCUAUCAUAUUGCUUCUGCUCCUGCUCGGAGCCCUUUAACUGAAUAGACUGUCUUGCUAUCUAGCAUGCGUUCCUUAUUUUCCAAUCCAUCCCUGAGGAAAAACUCAACUGUUUCCGUGAUCCGGAUAGGCCGCGAUAGCAGCUUGAGCAAGUUAUUCACCCUAAUCCAUUUCAGGUGCCUGCUGACUCGGUGAUGCUAGCAAUAAAAAGUCAAGUGUAACUGCUUAUUGGAUCAGGCCAUAAAUCAGCAGAUUUGUGCUUUAAUCCUUCGCUGCAGGACAUCAGAUAUUUCUGAACCAACUCAUGACUUCAAUGCCAUACCCUGAUAUAAGGAUCUCCCCAAUUUUCUAGUCUUUUAUCAUUUGUCAAUUUUUCUAGAUUUUUUAUAGGAAAAAAAAUUGUUUUAGGACCUCAUUUGUCCAAUUUUCUUACUCCCCCCCCCCAAUCCUUGAUCGAACGAUUGACUGUAAAAAUUCCUAAAAAUUGGGGAAAUUAACCCCCAUCCUUGAUCGAACGAUUUUCAUAUCAUGCAACUUUAUAUAUAUAAAAAUAUAUUAGUUAUCAAAAGCUUGGGAAGAUGCACCUAAUGAAGUUGUUUCAGGGACUUUGAGACGACAGAAAGCUUCGAAAUCAACUAUCCGAAGUGAUUUAGUCAUCAAUCUAGGCUUAAAAAAAUUAAUAAUCUAAUAAAAUAGAGAUCUUUAAAAUUUUAAAAAAAAAAUUUAAUUUAAUAAGGAACAAAUUAAAAUUUAUACAGUUUAAAGGGGUGACUAAUAAAUCAAAAUAUUAAAAAUUGGUACUUUUAUGAAAUUAAUUCAAUUUUUUGCUCUAAAAAAUAAUUAUUAAAUACCCUUAACCCUCUUAUUUAAAAGUAAAUAAAAAAAAUAUAUAUAUAUAUUUUUUAUUUUAUAUAUAAAAUUUUUUUUCCCAAAAAAAUUUUUUUUAACCCCCAUCCUUGAUCGAACGAUGGCGAGUCGUUCGAUCAAGGAUGGGGGGGGGAGUUAACAAAAUUUUUGAUAGAAAAAAAAUUUUUCAGCACCUCAAUUGUCUCAUUUUCUUGUUUUUUUUAAAGUAAAAAAACUAAAAUUUAGGACAUUCGAAAAAAUCCAAAAAAUACUAGAAAAUGGGACAAAUCAUUUUUGACUAGAUUUUUGGACAUAUGAGAUCCUGAAAAUUAUUUUAUCUUAUAAAAAAACGACUAGAAAAUUGGACAAAUGAGGGGGGAUCCUUAUGUGCACCAUCACACUAGAGGACAGGUCAGAUGUCAUCACCAUUUUAUGUAUAUGCCAAGCCUUGAUUAAUAAUUAUGAAUGAAGCCAUAUUGUAUUUACACUAGAACCAAAUAACGGCUAUAAUAUAAUGUCAAGCUAUAUAAAUGGGCGAUCUGAUUCCUCUUUGACUACAGGCUAUGGAGCAUUUACUGAUACGGUUUCUCACACUACAAUUACUAUAGGAGCCCAACUUAGCUCACAAGGACUUUAUAAUUAUUAUCAAGGCUUUAUUUAUAGUAUUCAGAUGUUUAACAUAAUAAAACCAAUAUCAAGCCUGUCUACUAAAUUGUGUAAUGAAAACUGCAAUGUUUGCCCAACAAACCAAAUCUGCAUCCCAAACUGUAAAAUAUAUGAAUAUUGGAGUGGGCCUGCUUAUAAUAAAUGUUAUAAUUGCAAUAUAAAAUGCAAAAAGUCUUGCAGGGACUGACGAGACACCUGCUCACUCUGCAAUAAUUUAUUAUGUGAAGACUGUAUUGGAUAUUCAUUAAUAGAAUGCGUGACUUGCAAAGAAAAUGCUAUAAACCCUGACUCAUGCAUCUGCGAUGAUUAGAUUAGAUUAGAUUAGUGGCAUAGUUUAAAGACGGCCGAGGAUUUUCACCUCUACAAAUUCGUCAUCACAAUACAGGGCCCCGACUAUCACCGUCUGCCUUGCUUAGGCUCGUCUACCUGGCUUGCUCCCGGGGCGUUCGUUCGCUUUCGGCUGGAGUCUGGGGCGUAGCUCCCAGUUUCAGGCUAUGCACUUGCUGUUUUCAGAGUCCCUAAUUGGAGUAGGGACAAUGGCCGACUGUGCUCUUUCUAACUCAAUGUUAGGAAGAAAAGCCCAAUGUCCCAGGUAUCAUACCCUGUGGCACGAGGAAAACCUCUGCCGGUAUGCCGAACCUGUGUCUCGACUUGGUUCCAUCACCUAUGCAUCCCCUGCAGAUUUUGAGCAAAUUGCGUCAAGAGGUUGGGUGUUCGCUUCAGCCAUAUUAAUGUAUAGUGCAUCUGCGAUGAUAAUCAUGUGCUAGGAACUCCAAAUAACACCACUUGUAUUACUAUAGCACAAGGCGGGUUUAGAGGUCCUGAUGGAGUCUUUUAUCCCUGUCCAAACCUCUGCGCUCUUUGUGAAUCUGUUACAAAAUGCACAGCUUGUGUAGAAAAUGCUAGCCUCAAAACAGAUAUCUGCUAUUGCAAUCUAGGCUACAAUGGUAUCAAAGCGUGUAUAUUGGUUCCUUUUUCAGCCAAACUUGCAGUUCUCUCUGAUAAUUCCCUCUCCCUUGCCUUUUCAGAAAGCCUAGCCAAAGAUCUUAGAGUCUAUGAUUUUAUAGUAGUAAUUGAAAAGCAAGGAGAAAUUGCAUGUAAAAUUGAGCAAGUAAAUAGUACCUUUUAUUAUAUUUCUCUGAACAUAAAAGAGAAAAUUUCUAAAGGCACAUUAGCUAAAUUGACGUUUUUAGAUCUAAAAGAAGUAAAAUCAGUGUCUAAUGGCAUCUUAAAAUCAUCAGAUUAUUCUGUGGUUUUGAAUUCUUAUGAUCCUGAUCCGUAUUCCUCAGAUAUUGCAGCAACUACAUCACAAGCAACGGCAAUAACGCAAACUACAGUUGCUGCAGCUCUUGCAUCAUCAUUUAUAAGCCCAAAUCCAAGCUCUUUAUGAAGCAUUAUGAAUACAUUGCAAAUUCUUAGCUAUUUGACUUUAUCUGGAAUUCCUUUUUCUAGCCAACUAAGAGCGUUUUUGAAUAAUCUGAACAGUUUUAACUUAUUUCCAAAUAUGUUUUCUUAUUUAAUAGAUGAACAAGAAGGAAAUACACCAUAUUCUCAAGCUCAGGAUUUUGGAUUUGAGACUGAUCUAAUUUUGAUAAAUCAAGGCAAUGAUUUUACAUUGAUAUUGACUUCUAUUGUAGCUCUACCAUUAGUUUUUUAUUUUUCGAGAUGUUCUCAGAGAUGGCUUGGUAAUAAGCUUACUCAUUACUUAUUUUUUUUAAUUAUUUUAUUUAUUUUAGUUGUCAGGUACUUUGAAUUAAAUAAUCAUAUCAAAAAUUAUAUAAAAGUAAUUAAAUCUAUAAAAUAUGCUUCAAAUUUAAUUAAAUUUUAUCAUAUUUAAAGGAUUAAAUAUUUUAGAGGAAAAAAUUUGAUGUUUCCUUAAAGGAGUCAGAAAAACUUUAAAAUCAUAUCAAUUUGCAUUUUAUUUGAGAUUUUGGAUUCAAUGCUAUCUUGAAUUAGGAGCUGCAGUUUGUAUAGGAAUUAUCGAAUUAAAGUUUACUAACGCAACACAAAUAAUCAAUUUUAUUAUCUGUGCAUCAGUCGGCAUAUUACUCAUUAUUACUCCAGGAUUAUUUUUUGCAUUUUCCUAUAAAAAUAAAAAUCGAAUCUUAUUACAUCAAAAAACAUUUUUUGCCUCUUUUGGCUCAUUAUUUUAUGAGUUUAGAACUGACCGAUUUCUCACAACCCAAUAUUACUUUGUAUUUUUUGUAAGGAGGGUUAUUUAUAUAGUAAACUUAAUCUAUUUAAGAAACUACCCAGAAACAGAAGUGACCAUUAAUAUUGUGCUUUCCUUAAUGACUAUCAUGCACCUAUUACUUUAUUCUCCUUUUAAAGACCAAAUAUUGCAAUUAAGCAACUUAGUGUCUGAAAUAUUAAUAUGUAUAAUAAUGGGCAGUACAGCUGCUUAUUUAUUUAAUCUUGAGCCAAAUGUGAUGUCUAAAAUUGAAAAUUGUAUUGUGAUUAUUAUUGUCAUAAUAAUAGGGGCUCAGUUGCUUGCUUCAAUAACUAUUUUUGUUAGGACUGUAUAUGAGUUUUUUAGAGUUAGGUUCAACACUGGAAAUAUUGAUAAAGCAAAAAUACUUCCGGCAGAUAGCUAA
Messenger RNA from Blepharisma stoltei, 12499 nucleotides. NCBI's taxonomy places the organism in Eukaryota, Ciliophora, Heterotrichea, Heterotrichida, Blepharismidae. The record is from the annotation of a GenBank genome assembly.